CAUAUCAAUAGUGUAUUACUAAAUAGAAACUAUAAAAUGGGAAGUGUUACUAGUUUGAAUCCCCGCUACGUUCUAUUACCGUUACUCCUUGUCCUAGCCGCAACUGCAACCACAAAGGCGAACGCAUUCCUCCCGAGGCCACGGAUCGGGUAUUACGGUAGUGCAUGCUGGAAUGUAGAAUCGAUAGUGCGGUCCGUUGUACAGUCUAACUUUAUUACAAAUCCAGCCAAUGCACCGGGCAUUUUGCGUAUGCAUUUUCAUGAUUGUUUCGUUCAAGGCUGCGACGGGUCCGUUCUCCUGGACGGACCUAACUCUGAGAGAACCGCGAUUCCGAAUCUAUCGCUGAGAGGGUUUAAUGUCAUCGAAGAAGCUAAAACUCAGCUUGAGAUCGCUUGUCCUCGAACAGUCUCUUGUGCUGAUAUUCUCGCGCUAGCUGCACGUGACUUCGUCGUUCUGACCGGUGGACCAUGGUGGCCAGUUCCAUUGGGACGACUCGAUGGCCGGGUUUCACUAGCCUCGAAUGUCGAUCUGCCUGAACCUACCGACUCCGUUGAGGUGCAGAAGCAGAGGUUCGCCGCAAAAAAUCUUAACACCCAAGAUCUCGUUGUCCUUGCUGCCGGACACACGAUAGGAACGGUCGGGUGUGGUGUGUUUAGAGACAGGUUCUUCAACUACAACAACACUGGAAGUCCUGACCCAACCAUAAACCCAAGUUUCAUCCCUCAGAUCCAAUCUCAGUGUCCUCUCAACGGCAACCCCGCUACUCGUGUCGCGCUGGACACGGGAAGUGAAGGCCAGUUCGACACUUCGUACCUCAACAACUUGAGGUUUGGUCGAGGUGUCCUCGAGUCUGAUCAGGUCCUAUGGAAUAACCCCGAGACUCGGCCCAUCGUGGAAAGGUUGUUAGGAAUACGGUUUCCGUUUCUGUUGUUCGGACCCGAGUUUGCUAGGUCGAUGUAUAAGAUGAGUCUGAUUCAGGUCAAGACGGGUUUGGAUGGGGAGAUUCGUAGGGUUUGUUCUGCGGUUAAUCCUUAAAAUAUAGAAUCAACUAAUAUGAUGAUGAUAUAUAAAGUAAUGAAUAAAAAUGGAGAUUAUAUAAUCCAAUAGUCUCUCCAGAUUUCUAAGAAUAACUUAAAAAAGUAACUAAUAAAUCGGGUUAGCAUUUUUAUGAUGAUUCGGUUUUAGGUGUGAAAAUUAUGUGUUAAAUUACGUCGAUGUGAGUGUGAGGAAAUAA
Molecule: messenger RNA, 1234 nt
Organism: Eutrema salsugineum
Lineage: Eukaryota; Viridiplantae; Streptophyta; Magnoliopsida; Brassicales; Brassicaceae
Product: peroxidase 70
Exons: 3
Coding region: 37-1035 (332 amino acids)
Biological process (GO): response to oxidative stress; hydrogen peroxide catabolic process
Cellular component (GO): plasmodesma; plant-type cell wall
Molecular function (GO): heme binding; peroxidase activity
Source: RefSeq, a predicted model, not a curated record